UUCAAAUUCGAAAUUAAAAUUUAGGAAAGUGUCAAUCAGACUUUUUUGAACGCACCGGUCAUUAGCACAUUUUAAGACGCUAAAAUCGAUAUUCAUGUCUCUGUUGAAGCUAUUUGUCUGCCUUGAAAUGUCGCAAGUGCCUGGAAAGUGAACGGAUUCUGUAGAGUUUUAAUAAACAAAGAACAGCGAUGAACAGUGAAUUCUACAGGUAAUUUGAAUGCUGUCGUGAAAGUCAUUAAUAUUAUUCAACGUUUUUUAAUUAAGCGUUCGAUCGACAGUUACGAAAUGUAUAAAGAUACAAACGUAUUGCAACAAGCAAAGCGAUUUUUUUAUAAAGUCUAAAAACAUUAUUUUUUCUGGUGGUUUUUAUCUGUGAACGAUCUGUUGUAGAGCGUAAGAUUACGAUUCAUAUUGACGUAGGUGAGAGCAGUUCCCCCCACAGCGCAGGUGAAGCUAGAUUUGUUGAAAUCCCGGGAUAAUUUUACGUGGAAAUCCAUUAUCUUGAACGUGAAAUUAGCCUAUUUGGAUGUAGGAUAAAAUAUCUUGCUUUGAUAUUUUUAAACACCAGAUUUAUUCUCUCUUUCGUCUAUAUCAAUGCUGUAAUGCAGUUUUAAACUUAACAGACAUGUUAAAAUUGAGUGUGGUUCUUUUCACGAUCGAGUUAGUUUUAGUUCGUAUUUAAUGGAACUAAAAUUAUGCAACCUCGAGUUGCCUUACAGUUCAUCAUCAAUGCGAUUCAGAAGCGCAUUUUUAGCAAGACUGAAGAACACUUCCUUAACCGAAUUUUUCCGCUUAAAAAGCGCAAUUCUCCUGUUCGCAAGUGAAACGUGACGUGUUGUAACAAUAGCGUAUUUUAAAAACGAAGACAAGUUUCAAGAUGCCAUCCCGCUGGCUCUUUCGUCACAAAACAAUAUAUCUUCCGCAGGUGCGGUACUUUGACUUGCUUUUGAGAUCUAAUCUUUGCAGGUAAAUAGCUCUGCGUUGAAACCUCAUUCAACUCUUUCGGCACGAUUUCGCCUUUCACGCCUACUUAAGGAAUCAUGAUUUUAAGGAAACAUGACCAGCGAAUUUCUGGAUAAAGAUUACAAAGAAGGUGAAUGCGUCAGUAAUCUUAUUUUAUAGUUGCGGAUCUCAUUAUUUUCAAUUCUAUAUAACCUCAUUUUACGAAAAUAUAUAUUUUUUUGGCUAGUAACGUUUAGUGUUAUAUUUAGCCAGCUACUAAUAUUUUAAACAAAGGCAAAACCGUAUUUGAUCUUCACUUUAGUUUUUGUACAUAAAUUAAAUCGUUUACCAGUAGUAAUAAAAAUCGAAUAACAAAGAUUGCGUUUUUUAGCUAGCAACUCUUUUUGAGCAGCCAGUUACUUAAUAUGUAGGAUAAACAAAUGAAAACAGCAAACCGUAUUUCGUGUUCCACUUCAAUCAAUCGUUUACCAAUGAUAUAUAUCAAAAAUUAAGAAAACUCUUCCGCGCACUAAAUAUCAGGCCUGCUUGUGACCGCCAUCGUCUCUCUUGAGUGUCCACAGAAAUAAUCUUUUUCAAAUGAUGAUUUUUUUUUCAUCCCAGUUUCGUUGGACUGAGCGAACGCGUUCAACUAACAGAUUAUCGUACUGACAUCUCGUAGUACUGGUUAGAGACCGCCUUUACUACUGAAUCUCAAAUAUUAGACGCAGAUGUGAACAAAUGGACAAACGUGAAAAGCGAAAUACUAUCAAGCGACAAUAUAUUAUGAAUUUGUCGGCUUAAAAUAAAUCUUUCUUAUACAGGUUGAGUUCCCCAUUCUUAAAAUGAAUACCAGUUUCAUUUUCAACAGCUAUCGUGACCCACAAGCUCAAAUAAAAGAAAGAUUUUACCGUAGUGGACGUGUCGACGAUUCUCUGCUUACACGGACAAAAUCCCUCCGGCGGUUUAAACAAGAGCCACUAAGGAACGCUUCCUUGUGCUCCUUUAUAUUAAGAAGUAGGAGCAGGUUAUAACUUUUUAGCGACGGCGUGAACUAAAAAUCUAGCUGAAUUCUAGCUUAAGUGAUCAGUCAAAUGAAAUGAGCAGUAUUUUCCCGCGGUGCGGCUGUUUUUUGUUUUAGUCAUACCAAACAAGGUCUUUUUAGACGAACCCAUUGAUGAAUCAACGGCGGGAGUCCAUCUACAGGAAAACUACAAUUGUGCUUUAUGAAUUCUGUGCGGUAAUUGUAGAAGGUGACUUACGGCCAGGCCUAUUUAUGCGGGGAGGAGCAAUUCUAACCUGAAGAUUACGACAUAGCAACCGAAACAUUCACACCGAAGAUGUGUAACGUGAGUUAACAAGGACAAGGGAGUCUAUAACGAGGAACUUUCAACUUCUAUGAACAUGUCAAGGUGUUUAAACAAACAGCUUAUUUUUAGAUCAGUUUUUCCACGAAUUUUGACGUCCACAGUUCUGUAAUCUUAAGGCGUUCAUUUUUUCGGGAGCUCAAAAGCAGGCGAAACGACCAAGAAAGAAAAAAAGGAACGCUUGGGUAUCACCACUCUUUUCGAGCGUUCCUUUCUGAUCGCUCUCGAACAAAAAGAACGCCUGGUCUCAAGUAAACUCCUGGACUUCAACAAGUACAUAUAGGCUGGAAAAUGUUGAUCUUGAGGAUAAAAAAUUGGUCACACUACUAAUGCCGCUCUCAGCUCCGUGGAAUAGAACGUACACAUUACAUAGUCGAAUCUUUAUCGGCUCCACAUUACAUUAAGCAGUAGCCUGUUCCAGGCUCCGAGAUAGUCGGGUUCGCAAAAUUAGGAAGCUUAAGCAACAACGUUUUUGAGCGACGCACGUCAACCGGAAGUGGCCUUUUUUCAUUUUUUGACGGUGGUUUCGCGCAAAUUUUCAGUCAAAUCGCCUCUAUAACAGUAAAGAAGCUAAGGAAUAUAAAUUUUAUAUCAUCAAGGCAUGUUAAGAGGGAAAAUACCUCACUUCCGGUUGACGUGCGUCGCUCAAAAACGUUGCUGCUUAAGCUCCCUAAUAAGAAAGCGCGAACACGAAAAUAAAACGGGGGGAAGCUGGGGAGAGGACGUGUGCUUUUCACGUGCGCGCCAUACCUAUUGUCUGAGAGCCUGGGACAAACCAGGAUGCAAGGGUCCAGCGAACUUAAACAAUAUGCGAAAAUCGAACAAAAAAUAUACUAAUUUACAACUUCUUUAAUCUGAAACAUUAAAAGACAAAGAUGAUUACCUUGAUGCAACCAUGAUAACACGAGAAAUAAAAUCGCGAAAUCCUAAACCUUAUAGCUUCUUUCACAGGUUGCACAAAACAGAUUUGUCUUUCUUGCUUCUGAAUUUAUUACAAAUAUUUCUUCUUUUCUUUUUCUUUGCUUUUUACUUAUUAUCUGUAAUAUCUGAUUUGUAAUAUAAAUAAUUUGGUACGCCUCGACUAGCGUUUUUCUUUUGCUAACUGCGUGGCAAGAAAUUGUACUUGCAAUAUUAUGAUACUAAAUGUCUUGUCUUGUCUGGUCUAAAUGGUAAUAGGAAUAUCAUUUUCCUGAUGCCGGAAGAAUAGCUGUAUUCAUUUAUCGAAAUAAGAAUGUCAGAAUAAUUCAACAUAUAUAUUCAGUAUUUAUGCAGUAAAGCAAGUGCUUCAACUCAUUCAACCUGGUGUCUCGUUCGGUGAAUAGGUACAGUAAAACAUUAGCAAUAACAUUAUUAAAAAUUCAUUGCUGUAUUCACAAACGAGCCAAUGGGAAAACGUGUUUUGACGCGGCCACCCAACGUUUUCGAACUUAGCAACUGACAUUUAAACUAACACCUUUUUCCUCAUUGUCAUAUUUAACAUCAAGAGGGAUAUUUCAGUUGAGUAUAUGAUUAGGAGAACGAUAUUGUUUCAACUCUACCUGCGAUCGCUUGAAAUUGUAUUUUAAUAACGCAUUUUAAUCAGCAUCGUUGAGUGUUAUGAUCAAUACCUUGUCGAAACAACCUAGGUGACGAACAACGAAAGAAACCAUUAGGGUUGCAUUUGAUUAUUUCUGCAUUGUUAGAAGACAACAGGAUAUCUUUUAAAAGGAGGCCGAACACUUGAGCAUUUGUGAUGUUUUAUUUGUGUUAUUGAGCGGCGUUUGUUACCGUAUUUAUGCUGCGUUGUGGAGUGUAACAUGCAGGAUAAAAAGCCUUGACCGGAAAAGAUCGCACUCGUCGAUUUAUUGAAACCUGACGGGUACAGUUCAUUUUUUUUUAGAUCGAAAUUGAAAACGGAUUUUAUUCUCUUAAUGCUGCAGUUGAGCCGUCCAAGAAUUGUUCUUUGAAAGUGACUACGCCGUGGAUCGAGCACCACUAUUUUAAUGGUAAGUCAACUUGGCUUAAUGAGAACUCAUUCAGUGAAUAAUCCCUAAUUGAAGCUGUAAACUACAUCCUUCGCACUUAUCGGUGUAUUUUAUUCGUAUGCAUUGAAGCUUAUCCUUUAAAGAAACUAUUAUAACCAAUCGUGUUUACAAAAUGACUGCUUUUGUUGCGAAAAAAUGGCGGCCCUCAAGGCAAUGGCAAUAAAUUCAAUACUGGCUUUGCCACAAUGCUUCCUUAAUUAAGGUUAGUUCAUUAUGGCUGACUUUUAAAAAUUCGCUUCUAGAGGUAUUUAUACUGUCGUAACGUGCAACUUGAGAGGAACCACGCUGAUAACUCACAUAUUUAAAUUGCAUUCAUUUUAAGAUUAAUUCACUGAAAUUGUAGGUUAGAUUUGAUCCUUCAAGCACUAUGGAUUUUGCAAGAAAAAGGCAACAAGUCAUUUCGACAAGGGUUUGAGUGCCCUGUGCGUAGUCAAUGAAAUUAUUCCAGCUCUGACUUCAUAGAUGUGUGUGCCAGGUUAACAUAUUGAUGUUUUGACUGACUUAGAAUCCUCUCUCUAUUUUACAUUUAUAUCACUGUUAAGUAUAAAGCAUAAUGGGGAAGCAGCGGCUGGAGGGGGGGUGGUAUGAACAACGAAUUGACAUCGGCUUGCACUUGCCUCGAAAAAAAAGUUUCGUCAUGGUCCUUUUUUGCUGCUCAUGUUACCCUUAUCUUUUCAAUCAGGGCAGCAACUACGUCUUAGAUAGUCACCCAGACUCUGCAACUACAGAAUGAUAAGCAACCUAGGCUCUAUACCAGCAAAGUCACCCUACAAAAGGGAGCGGCGUUCCUCAACGUUACCUCGUCGCCAGUCUACGGGAUAUGCGUGUUUACAAGGACUAAAACGACGGCGCCCAGACGCAAAGGUAAUCUUUAACGUCGGAGGCCGUCGAUUUGUCACGUGGAGGAACACGCUUAAGCGUUUUCCUGAGACGCUUCUGGGUUCGGAGGAACUAGUAGCGCGCUUUUAUGACAAGGAUAAAAAGGAGUAUUUUAUAGACCGCGAUCCACAUUUGUUUCGUUAUAUCUUGAAUUAUUAUCGCUGUGGGAAGCUGCAUCGUUCGUUCGAAGACUGCAAUGCUUCUUUCGAAGAAGAGCUACAGUUUUAUGGAAUCACUCCACAGGAAAUUCACGAGUGUUGCUUUGAUGACGAACACGAUCAAGAGAAUCACGAAGAAAGCAAAAGUUCUGCUUCGGACUUAAAGAGUACAGUUGAGAAGCCCGUAAAUCGAAGUCGUCUAUCUCGAGCACGUAACUGGAUGUGGGUGCUGUUGGAGGGUGAAGCACAAUCCGGUUUAAGGGCAUUCGUUGGCAUGGUGAUCAUAUACAUUGUAGGGCUUUUUAUAAUCCUCAGCAUUUUUACUACCGUCUACGAAACAGUUCCUUGUGAAAGCGAAGAAAAGUUCUGCAAGGAAAGAGUAAGAAUUCUAGAUCUUUUAGACGUCAUUUGCGUCGGUGUAUUCUCAGUGGAGUUCUCUCUCAGACUCAUAGUCUGUCCAAGCCUUACUAGCUUCGUUAAAAACCCAAUGAAUAUUAUCGAUCUUUUAUCGAUUUUACCUUUCUAUUUGACAAUACUACUACAGUCAGUGGUGGGGUCGAACUUAGAGGCUUUCGUAGUUCUUCGAGUAUUGAGAAUUUUUAGAGUUUUCAAGCUGACAAGACAUUCCAAACGCCUUCAAAGAUUUGGUGCCGCUAUGGUUAGCUGUGUGACGGAUCUCAUGUCGCUAAUGUUUGUAUUGAUUAUAGCAGUUGUUGUGUUUUCAAGCAUGAUGUACUUUAUUGAGCGUAAAGCAGUGGAUGGAAAGUUCACUAGUAUCCCUGACAGCAUGUGGUAUACAAUUGUGACCAUGAUUACACUUGGGUGAGUGAGUUUAUUACCAAGGCAUGUUUUCUGUCUAUAAGUGCUCAGGCAUUUUCAAGCAAGCUUAUCUCCCCCGGUGUGAUAGGCUCCUGCCCCCGGCCAUUUCUAAAGUUUUAAGACCCCUUGGUUAGGUUUCACAAUAUUACAACAUUGAUAGAGGCAAAAGGAUUGCGCGAGGGAGGUUACCCGGAGAGAAAUUGUAGAGAGUCAAAGGGGUAGCAACGACUUUCCCCUCCUCCCUUUUUACCAAUGAACUUCUUCUGCCCAAUUUAUGCGAGCGCAUUUGUGUAAACCCGCAAAGUCGACAAGGGAAUCUCGGAGAAUUUCGGUAGAACAACUUGCGCGUCUCGUUUAAUCAUGGUAAACGAUGGUCGUUACAUUUUUCUGUGUUCAUCACCAUACAGUACGCUAUCGAUAUUGCUGAUCCUAGCAGUAUGCAGAACAGGUGUCAUAUACACAUCGCUCCCAAGACAACCUCGUUUCCAGUUUUUUUCUCCAUUGAAGUCUUGUAGGGGCGGGCCUAUGCAAGAGUCUCCAUAGUUUUGUGGAUCGUGGGCCCACGUAGUGUCUGGGAGGUUCAAAUGCUGUCAGAAACAAAAGAUUAAUUCUAUGUCCAACGCUUGUGACUGGUUGACGAAUUAAAUCUCCCUCUCAUUCAUAGCUGCGCUUAAUAUUUUCCAUCUUUUCUCUUGGUAUAUUUUCCAGGUAUGGCGACAUGGUUCCUUCUACCCUUCUAGGCCAGGUGGUUGGAGCUGCUUGCUGUGUAGCGGGAGUGAUCCUUGUUGCACUUCCAAUUCCAAUUAUCCAGGAAAAAGACAUUUUCAAAAAGCAAAUGCUCAGUGUUUACAAUGUGGACGAUUUGCAAGCGAAAAUCAAGCAGAUGAGAAAGAAGGCGGAAAGAACUGAAAGACCUAGAGAUACAUAAACUUUAACUUCUGCUUAGAAGAAAAGAAGCGUCAAAAUGAAAUUCAUGUGACAAACGAUCACUAUUCAUCAAAAGCUACCAACAGACGAUAACGAGAUAGAGGGCAUUAUAGGGCGUCGGCCGGGAAAUGUGAAUUUCACCAAAGCUAUUUUUAGAGGUUGCAAUUAAGCGGAAGUCUAAUUCCUGGGACGCCCGCACAGUUUAAUCGAUUGUUUGUCAUCAAAUCUACGCGCGACUACCGCAAAGCAAACAAUGCAAAAUAUUGUAAUGGUGACACACCAAGGGAUCAUAACAUCCCGUUAUUCUCU
Messenger RNA from Porites lobata, 7422 nucleotides. NCBI's taxonomy places the organism in Eukaryota, Metazoa, Cnidaria, Anthozoa, Scleractinia, Poritidae. The record is from the annotation of a GenBank genome assembly.